Messenger RNA from Phalaenopsis equestris, 1442 nucleotides. RefSeq names its product mitochondrial import inner membrane translocase subunit TIM50. Bases 155 to 1249 code for a protein of 364 amino acids. Lineage: Eukaryota; Viridiplantae; Streptophyta; Magnoliopsida; Asparagales; Orchidaceae. The record is from RefSeq and is a predicted model, not a curated record. The transcript is spliced from 11 exons. Gene Ontology annotation, molecular function: phosphoprotein phosphatase activity.
GUCGGGGCAACUCUGAAUUAGUGCGGUUGAAUAGACGAAAACAUCUAGAUUCAUACAGCUUUGCCCGGAAGGAGCGUUCGUCUCUCCCGACCCCUAACGUCAGCCCGAACCUUGAACCCUCGCACAACCGAUCGCGGAGUUGAACUCUCUCCUGAUGGAGAGGUUGCUGUCUCGAAUCGCUCGGAAUCGCUUUGCUCCCUUCGUCUCGAGGAUAAAGGCCAGACCAUUCAGCUCCUCUACUAUCUCUGCGGAUCCUCCGAAGGAACACAUCGUCUCCUCCGCCGCUAUCCUUAACGAGCCCCCUCCGGCGACCCCUCAGCCUCCUCCUUCAUCUUCUUCGGGCGUGACCGGCUCCGGAAGAACCUGGGGCCUGCUCAAGUUCGGGACCAUCGCGGCUAUCACGAGUGCUGUCGGCACUGCUGCUUAUGCCACCUACGCAUAUACUGCAGAUGAAGUGGACCAGAAGACGGAUACCUUUCGAGCAUUAUCAAAUUAUUCUGUAGGAGAUGGUGCAUCUUCUUUGGAAAAAUUUCAGGCCAUGUUGUACUCUGCAGCUAUUAAAGUGCCCGCCAAGGCCAUUGAGCUAUAUAUUGAUUUAAGGAGAUCAAUUGAAGAACAUGUCCGGGGCUUUACCGAACCUUCAUCUGACAAGCUUCUCCCAGAUUUACAUCCUCAGGAACAACAUGUCUUUACACUUGUUCUGGACCUCAAUGAGACACUAGUGUACUCUGAUUGGAAGCGUGAAAGAGGCUGGAGAACAUUCAAAAGGCCUGGCGUUGAUGCUUUCUUGGAACAUCUUGCCAAAUUCUUUGAAAUCGUUGUAUACUCCGAUCAGUUGAAUAUGUAUGUUGAUCCUGUCAUCGAAAGAUUGGAUCAGAAAGGUUGUAUUCGCUAUAGAUUGUCUAGAUCUGCAACCAGAUACAGAGAUGGAAAGCACUUUCGGGAUUUGUCAAAGUUGAACAGAGAUCCAGCACGAACUCUUUAUGUCAGUGGGCAUGCUCUAGAGUCUACCCUUCAGCCAGAGAAUUGUGUUCCCAUCAAGCCAUGGAAACUUGAAAACGAUGAUACGGCUCUUCUGGAUCUAAUACCAUUUCUUGAAUACAUUGCUGUACACCGGCCUGCUGAUAUAAGACCUGUACUUGCAUCUUAUCAAGGCCAUGACAUAGCUGCUGAAUUUAUAGAGCGUUCAAAAGCACAUCAGAGGAGGAUGCAAGAACAGAAGCAGCACGGUUAUUUUUGGAGGCGCUGAAGCUCGUGCCUUGUGAGCUUGAAAAUGUUGGAGACUGGACAAAGAGUUCUAAGGACGAGGGAUUGUUGUUGAUCAUGAACCCUAUUUUCAGGAGCUAUUGUGGGAAAGAGUGGUUUUCUGGUAAAAAUAUUCAUUUUAAAAUAAGCAGAAUUCGUGAAAGUAUUCAUUUUCCCAGUUGAUUUUUGGUGAAUUU